Molecule: messenger RNA, 3894 nt
Organism: Sphaerodactylus townsendi
Lineage: Eukaryota; Metazoa; Chordata; Lepidosauria; Squamata; Sphaerodactylidae
Gene: APBB1IP
Product: amyloid beta precursor protein binding family B member 1 interacting protein
Exons: 14
Coding region: 135-2132 (665 amino acids)
Biological process (GO): signal transduction
Cellular component (GO): plasma membrane; cytosol
Source: RefSeq, a predicted model, not a curated record
GACUCUUGGGUCAGUUUUAGUUCAUGAGUUGGGAGAAAACCCUGCAGAGGAGGGCCUCUUUGAUAAAGGACACCAUUCUUCAGUCUUGAGAAAGAGAUCAGCAGCCAUUUUGGAUUGGAUUUCGCAACCUAGAGAUGGAGCAAGCAUGCGAAGAUAUAGACCAAAUGUUCAGCAAUUUGUUGGGAGAAAUGGAUUUGCUGACACAGAGCUUGGAAGUUGAAAUUGGCCCACCUCCACCUGCCAAAACAUCUAAUGAUGAAUUUAAUUUUGUGGUUGGUUUUAAGGAUUUAAAUGAAUCCUUGAAUACACUGGAAGAUACUGAUUUGGAUGCUUUGAUGGCUGAUCUUGUAGCAGACAUCAGUGAAGUAGAAAAGAAGACUACUUCUCAAGAACAAAAGGAUGCUAUUCACUAUCAGCAAGCUGCUGGGACUCAGCCUUCAGCAAAUUAUGCCGCCACUUAUGAUUCUCAGACAUAUGGCACCGUUGAGAAUGACUUGCCACCUCCCCCUGUAGACCUGACCUUUGACCCUCCACUGCCAUCGCCACUCCCACCACCACCUACGAUAUCACUCACACAGGAAGAACAAGAGGCCCAAGCAAAAGCAGAAAAGAUUAAACUGGCAUUAGAAAAACUGAAGGAAGCCAAAGUUAAAAAGCUUGUUGUCAAGGUGCACAUGAAAGAUAACAGCACAAAGUCACUGAUGGUGGAUGAACGGCAAACAGCACGCAACGUCUUGGAUAAUCUCUUUGAAAAAACCUACUGUGACUGCAGGGUGGACUGGUGCCUUUAUGAAAUAUACACAGAGCUACUAAUUGAAAGAUUUUUUGAAGAUCAUGAGAACGUGAUAGACAUCUUAUCAGACUGGACUCGCGACAGUGAAAAUAAGAUCCUGUUUUUGGACAAAAGUGAAAAAUAUGCUGUGUUUAAAAACCCUCAGAAUUUCUACAUGGCAAACAAAGGCAAGAAUGAAAGCAAGGAAUUGAAUGAGAAAAGCAAAGAAGCGUUCCUGGAGGAAAGCUUCUGUGGCACAUCUGUCAUUGUGCCAGAAAUUGAAGGGGCUCUUUAUUUAAAAGAAGAUGGAAAGAAGUCCUGGAAAAGACGUUAUUUUCUUCUGCGAGCUUCUGGAAUUUAUUAUGUACCCAAAGGAAAGACCAAGACGUCACGGGAUUUGGCUUGCUUCAUACAGUUUGAGAACGUCAAUGUCUAUUAUGGUGUCCAAUUCAAAGUGAAAUAUAAGGCACCUACAGAUCACUGCUUUGUCUUAAAGCAUCCUCAGAUACAAAAGGAAUCGCAGUAUAUCAAGUACCUGUGCUGUGAUGACAAGCAGACUCUGCAUCAGUGGGUAACUGGCAUAAGAAUUGCCAAGUAUGGCAAGACAUUGUAUGAUAACUACAAAUGUGCACUGCAGAAAGCUAGUUUAGCAUCUCAGCGAGAAAAGCAGGGGAAUGCUGAACCCAUGACUGCUCCCGGAUCAUCUCCAAAAGGUAGGACUCAUGCAAACGGACAGAUACCCAAAGUCACCGUCCCUGCACCUGCUGAUUCUUCAGAGAGUGAGAAACCUACGGACAUGCCAAAGGCUAAUAAAUCAGGCAGCAUCCGCAACGCCACUCCAGGGCCGCUGCCUGCUGCGCCACAACUGAAGCAACAGCGUAAACCUGUGGUGAAGCAGCCACCCCGCCCUCCUCAAAGAAGAUCUUCUGCCAUUCCAACCUCGUCGCUGAUGUCCGCGAGUCCGGAGAGGCUGAGCACAGCUUUCACAACAGACAUGGCGGAAUUUCCACCACCCCCUGAACUGAUACCCCUGCCCCCUGACCUGGCAGAUUUGCCCCCGCCCCCUCCUGACUUCUAUGAAGCUCCUCCCGAUUUUGUGCCUCCACCACCCCCUUCCUCUACUAAUGGUAAUCCAGACCUACCUCCCCCUCCUCCCCCCUCAGUCUCCGCCCCCGCACUCCCCCCUCCAGUCCGAAAGAAGAUUGUUCCUCCCCCUCCUAGAAGACGAGAAGCCAGCACGGUCCAGGGAGAAGAGAACGAACAAAGUGAACCCCAUCCGACUGGGGAUGCAGCUGGACAAGGAGACUUCAUGUCUGAUUUAAUGAAAGCUUUACAAAAGAAAAGGGGUGAGACAUCAUGAAGCAAACAGGUUUUCAACACUGGGGCAUGGCUUUACUUGAGAGAGAGAUUGUGGAGUGGGUGGUCUGGAGGAAAGAGACUGGAAGGUUUCCUGGAGGUCCAAAGGAAUAAAUCAUCCCAGCACGUCCUGAAGCACUAUCUUUCCCCUGCCCAACAGACUUGAAGUGAGAGUGGUUUCCCAUGCUCCUUGUUCAAUACAGAAGUAAUGCACAACCUGAAGCACAAAAAAGUCCUCCGAACCUGCAGAUUUCAGAAGGGUCGUCCUGGUAGACUGUAGCGACCUGAAGGCAGAAGCGACCUUGUCAUCCUGGUAGGCUGUAGCGACCUUGUUGGCAGAGAUGGCCCAUAUGGCCCCUUCCAACUUUUAUGGUUCUAUGAAGCUUCCUUCACCAUUUCCCCCAAGCCUCUUUUAGUAGAUUAAGCAGUCCACUUUAGCAGUGCAUAAGGCCUUGCCUGGAGGGUGGAUGAGCAAAGCGAUAUGCAGAAACAAGCACGGCUGUUUGAAAGUUGUCCCAGCUGUUAUCUCUGUCUGAAAUGACAGGUCAGGUCUAGCCUCAGCCUGACAAUCUCCGGCAGCUUCUGAGGGCCCCUUGCUGCCUCCUGACAAGUUGCUUCAAUGGGCCUCCAUCACAGCAGCAACAAGGACUGGGCCCCCUUAAUAGAUCAGUCCCACCCAUUGGCCUUACACUGCUCCUACCUCCCCUUCCCCAACUGCUUCUGGAGUGAGGGAGCAGCCUGGGCCAAGCUUCAGCUUCUUGGCUUUAUGGCCAAUCAUGUACUUACCAUUGAGUUAACCUUUCGCAUUCUGUUGAGGGUUUUCCAAGGUGUGUGAUCAUGGUCUGUUGAGGGUUUUCCGAGGUAAUUCAUAGGUUUUGCAGCUAACAUUUCACCUACAUCUAUGGCUGGGACCUUCAGAGGCAUGUCAUGGUAAGAUGUAUUUCUCUCUGGGGCACAGUGUAGAGUGGUUGUGUGGUGGGAAGAGGGAGAGGUGCAUUUGCAUGUGUCCGCAUGGAGUCCAAAACAGAUGCAACUCGCCCCUCUUCCACCUGUGAGGUGGACAAAACACACACUCCACCACACAAUCAUUCCACGCUACGCCACGGAGAGAAACACAUCUUACUAUGACAUGCCUCUGAAGAUGCCAGCCAUAAAUGCAGGCUAAACAUGGGGAGCAAAAACUAACAGACCUCAGCCACACAGCCUGGAAAACCCACAACAGUCAGCUGAUUCUGAUUGUGAAAGCCUUCGCCAAUAUAUAACAACCUGUCAUGGUUGGGAAAGCAAGAGGGAACAACUUGCUGCUGCUACCUGCCUGCCCAACAGAACAAAUGGGCAAGAAACAAAAGUUGACAAGUCACCAUUUGCACAGCAAUUCAUUACCACCCAUAGCCACUCAACUGGCUCUCAGCAGGCAGUAGGAAAAUGUCCUGGUAGCUCCAGCAGAGUUGCUGUGACCUCUGAGAUUACAUAAGAACAUAAGAACUAGCCUGCUGGAUCAGACCAGAGUCCAUCUAGUCCAGCUCUCUGCUACUCGCAGUGGCCCACCAGAUGCCUUUGGGAGCUCACAUGCAGGGUGUGAAAGCAAUGGCCUUCUGCUGCUGCUGCUCCUGAGCACCUGGUCUGCUAAGGCAUUUGCAAUCUGAGAUCAAGGAGGAUCAAGAUUGGUAGCCAUUACAGUCAUACCUCAGUUUUCGUCGCCUUCGGAAAUCGUUGGGUUUUAGGUUUUGCCAAUGGGAUCCAGCCGUUUGUUGCCUUCGGUUUUC